Messenger RNA from Echinostoma caproni, 510 nucleotides. NCBI's taxonomy places the organism in Eukaryota, Metazoa, Platyhelminthes, Trematoda, Plagiorchiida, Echinostomatidae. The record is from the annotation of a GenBank genome assembly.
UCUACCAGUCUACGUCACACUGUUUCUGAUGCCAGUUUGGAAUUUCGUGCCCAAGGUUUGCUGGAAGGUACUACUGGUGGUGGUACCGUUGCGGGCACUUCAGGUACACGAUGGGUCGAAUUAGACGCCGCAAACAAUGGAGCCCAACCAUCGGAUCAUCCACUUUUGGACGACGAAAUCAAAGCGGAAAUUCAUGCUCGUCUACGCCGUGAAAUGGCCCGUCCUCAGUAUAAAAAAGAUCUCUUCUAUACUGGUUCUGUAAUCCAGUUGAGCUCAAAUCAAUUGGCUACCGACAACGCAGCUUCUGUGAUGGGAAAUACACAUAACAGUCAGACGAAUAUCAGUGUGGCUACUGCAACCGGCAAUGUGGCGAGUUCGUUCAUUCCACCUGCCCCAUGCCCACCCGUCCAGCCUCAGACUCACAAGACCCUAAUUCACCUAUUUUCGGCCAAUAGUCCUGCAUCCAUAUUUAGCGGUCCCAAUGUUCCGUUCCCGAGCAUUAGACACUAA